This is a messenger RNA of Leucoraja erinaceus (little skate), 1908 nucleotides long. Its product is annotated as E3 ubiquitin-protein ligase TRIM63-like. Bases 153 to 1196 code for a protein of 347 amino acids. The record is from RefSeq and is a predicted model, not a curated record. Gene Ontology annotation, molecular function: zinc ion binding. Lineage: Eukaryota; Metazoa; Chordata; Chondrichthyes; Rajiformes; Rajidae. The transcript has 9 exons.
AGACAGAACCAGAGAGCUCUACUUUCGUUCACUUCUGAAGAGAAGGCUCAGCAAUCGAAAAGGGAUUCGAGCGAAAGGAACCAGAGCGACAGGCAAGGGAAAAAGCCGAAGCAAGUCAACAGGUUUUCGAGUGGCCUGCUUUAUUUUUAGAGAUGGAUUUCCAGCCAAGUAUAAUUCGAGAAUCCAACACAAUGGAGACAUUGGAGAAGCAACUAAUCUGCCCAAUCUGUCUUGAAAUGUUCGAAAAGCCAGUCGUGAUCCUACCGUGCCAGCACAAUCUGUGCAGAAAAUGUGCAAAUGAUGUGUUCCAGGCUGCCAACCCCUACUGGCAAGGGCGAGGAACCAUGAUAUCAGGCGGAAGAUUCAGGUGUCCAUCCUGCCGACAUGAAGUGAUUCUGGACCGCCAUGGAGUGUACGGGCUACAGAGGAAUCUUCUGGUGGAGAACAUCAUUGACAUCUAUAAGGAGGACGAAAUCAGCAGACCUUUGAAGAAAGGCAACCAGCCCAUGUGUGAAGAACACGAGGACGAGAAGAUCAACAUUUACUGCGUCACGUGCCAAGUCCCCACUUGCUCAAUGUGCAAGGUGUUUGGUGCUCACAAAGACUGCGAGGUGGCACCUCUACAGAAUAUAUUUCAACAACAGAAGACAGAGCUAACGGAUGGGAUCGCCAUGCUAGUGGCUGGUAAUGACAGAGUCAACGCCAUCACAGACCAGUUGGAAGAGACAAGCAAAAGAAUUGAGGAGAACAGUCAGCACCAGAAAAACAUGCUCAUGGAACAGUUUGAUCGUUUAUACGCCACCCUGGAGCAAAGGAAAACUGACAUGCUACAGUCUAUUUCGAAGGAACAGGAGGAUAAAAUAACAUUCAUCAAGGACCUGAUCAAACAAUACAAGGAACACCUUGACGGAUCCUCUAAGCUAGUGGAGAAAGCCAUUCAGUUCAUGGAGGAGCCUGCAAUUGCUGCCUUCCUUGUUAAUUCCAAGGAUCUCCUAGAAAAAAUCAUUGAUGCCUCCCGAACCUCCCAUAUUCCAAAACAUGAAGACGGGUUUGAGGACAUGGACCAGUUUUCAGUGAAUCUGGAACUGGUAGAGGAAACGCUGAGAAAUAUCACAUUUGUAACAGAAGAAGAUGAAAUUGGGGAAGAUGUGGAGACUGAGGAUGAAGAUGAUGAUCAAGCUCAUGGCCAGCAGUGAUAUUGCCUUGGCAGUGACAAAUAUUUGAUGUCUUGCUUUAAGACUUCGAGCACCUGUGAGGAGGAACACCUUGUGUGAAUAUUUGGGAUAGUCCUUGUUCUGAAGCACAGGCAGCCAAGGAGGAAGACAAAUUAGAUUGACAAUGUCCUUUUUGUUCGUUAAACACAUUUGCUAAAAAAAAACGUUUUUAUAUGGUGCAAAACGGAUGGUUUUGUACAUUUUAUAUUUUUGUAUAUGAUACAAAAAACAGACAUUGUCAUUUUUAAGGCAAUUUAAGGUUUUGGGGGUUACACCACUUCAUUAGUAUUUUAGAUUGAUCUCUGCUGUGUUACAAUAGAUUACGAUCAGUGGAGGAUAACAUGUUUAAACUAAAACCUCCCGAAAUCACACUCAGGUGAAGCUUUAACACAUGACAGGGAUUUUAAAAGAAAUCAAGAAAUUAAAAUUGAAUUGGUGGAAAUAAAUUUUCAAUUUCAAGUGACUGAAUGUCGGUGACUUGAAAUUAAAAUGGGAAAUUAUACAAUUACACAAUUGAUUAGUCUGCAUCUGAAAGGGUUAGAGAUUUUUGGGGUAGUUGAUUCCUGCAAACUCAGUUUUAAGUAACCUUGCAGGUUCCAUUGUGCUUGUUGCUUCAUUUUCACGCCUGUAAUUUUGAAUUUAUUGAAUGUAAAUAAACUUAUUUAUAUGAUGUUCUCCAGUUUACCUGAAUUUC